Molecule: messenger RNA, 1515 nt
Organism: Phragmites australis (common reed)
Lineage: Eukaryota; Viridiplantae; Streptophyta; Magnoliopsida; Poales; Poaceae
Product: exopolygalacturonase-like
Exons: 2
Coding region: 31-1323 (430 amino acids)
Biological process (GO): carbohydrate metabolic process
Molecular function (GO): polygalacturonase activity
Source: RefSeq, a predicted model, not a curated record
AGUUGUUCGUACACAUAGAGCUAGGGGAAAAUGGCUUUGGGUAGAAACGCUGUGAGGAUCUUGUUCCUCGUGAUGGUGGUGUGCGCCGCGCAAGCGGGGAAGCCCGCCCCGAAGGAGAAGGAGGAGAAGGGGAAGGAGAAGUCGGGCGCCUCCGCACCGGAGGCCGCAGCUGGGCCGGAGGGCGCCGCGGAGGCGUCCGGGCCGGGUGGGUCCUUUGACAUAUCCAAGCUGGGAGCCAAGGGCGACGGCAAGACGGACAGCACCAAGGCGCUGACGGAGGCGUGGGCGUCGGCGUGCGCGAAGACCGGGGCGCAGAAGAUCCUGAUCCCCAAGGGAGACUACCUGACGGGAGCCCUCAACUUCACCGGGCCGUGCAAGGCCAGCUCCAUCACCUUCCAGGUCGACGGAAACCUGCUCGGCUCCACCGACCUCAGCCAGUUCAAGGGCAACUGGAUCGAGAUCAUGCGCGUCGACAACCUCGUCAUCACCGGCAAAGGCAAGCUCGACGGCCAGGGGCCAUCCGUCUGGAGCAAGAACGCCUGCGCUAAGAAAUACGACUGCAAGACCCUGCCCAACUCGUUGGUGCUGGACUUUUGUAACAACGCCACCAUAGAAGGGAUCACGCUACUGAACGCCAAGUUCUUCCACAUGAACAUCUUCGAGUGCAAGGGCGUGACCGUCAAGGACGUGACCGUCACCGCGCCGGGAGAAAGCCCCAACACAGACGGCAUUCACAUGGGGGACUCGUCCCAGGUCACCAUCACCGGCACGAACAUCGGCACCGGGGACGACUGCAUCUCCAUCGGUCCCGGCACCUCAGGGGUCAACAUCACCGGCGUCACCUGCGGCCCCGGCCACGGCAUCAGCAUCGGCAGCUUGGGCAGGUACAAGGACGAGAAGGACGUGACGGACAUCACGGUCAAAGACUGCACGCUAAAGAAGACCACCAACGGCGUCCGGAUCAAGUCCUACGAGGACGCAGCGUCGGUGCUCACCGCCUCCAAGAUCCACUACGAGAACAUCCAGAUGGACGACGUGGCCAACCCCGUCAUCAUCGACAUGAAGUACUGCCCCAACAAGAUCUGCACCUCCAACGGCGGCUCCAAGGUCACCAUCAAAGACGUCACCUUCAAGAACAUCACCGGCACCUCCUCCACCCCCGAGGCCGUCAGCCUGCUCUGCUCCGAGAAGAUCCCCUGCAGCGGCGUCACCAUGGCCGACGUCAAGGUCGAGUACAAGGGCACCAACAACAAGACCAUGGCGGUCUGCAACAACGCCAAGGGCAGCGCCACGGGCUGCCUCAAGGAACUGGCUUGCCUCUGAUUGAUUCAUCCAUCAAUCCAUUUCUCUGCUCCAACGUACCAUUAUCUCCACCAACUACUUCCUUUCUUUUUCUUUCUUCACAAAAGAAGAUCGAUCAGUCGAUGAAAUAAUCGCAAAAAUCCCCUUCAAUAUUACACUACCAAGACACUAGCAGUUCCCUGUAAAUCCUCCGUGCAUGGCACCUUCCGUCGA